CGGUCAAACUCAUCUGUGGACAAUCUCCAUCUUAUUAAAAUUUCAUAUUUGUUAGGGUUUUGAAGGUAUUAAGAAUCACGUUACUUACUUUUGCUGUAGAUGAAUUAGUCAUAUUUAGAUUUUAGAAAAUAAUUUGUUUGAAUAUAGCAAACGUGUAGUGUGUACCACGAAAAAUUACUUCUGCAUAAUGGCAGACACUGUCAAUAUGUCUUUAGAUGACAUAAUAAAACAAAACAAGACCAUAAGGGGAGGAUCAGCUCGUGGUCGUGGCGGUGGGAGAGGUAGAGGUCGGGGUCGUGGUGGACGAGGUGCCGCUAACCGGGGGCGUUCACAAUCUCGAUCUGGAACGCCAAAUGGUCAACAGCGCUCACGCUCCCGUUCCAGAGGACCUAGAGGCGCAGUGCAGCCAAGGGGUCGGUCUCAGUCUCGAGGCAGAUCACAAUCCAGAAAUAGGUCGCGUUCACAGCAACGUCGUAGAUCAAAUUCUCGGGCAAGGUCAACAUCUAGAUCUCGUUCUCAGAUCAGAGGUUUAACUCCUAAAGGAAGAGCAGGUCUUGAAAAUCAAGACAAUGAAAUGCCAAAACUUCUCAGAUUUAACAGAGCAAAUAGAGGUGGGUUUCAAAUGCAAUUAAGGCGCUCUAAUUCUGUGUCACGUUUGCAAAAUGGAAUUCAUAGCAGAUUGGGUUUGGUUAAUCGAAAGGGAAAUAUGAAUAACAAUUAUAAACCCCUGGCUGUUGCUAAGCGUGGUAUUGCAAAACGGGGCCGUGGUUUUACAACUAGGAAUAAAUACAGUAAUGUAGGACUUAGAUCUGAUCAAAUUCUUCAAGAACAACACAGAUCGAAUGUCAUAAGGUCACAGACAUUUACUCGGUCUAGAAACAAUUCAUUUAAUGGAUCUGCUUCUCAACUUACAGUCAGUGUAGCUAAUGACUUUGUUAAAAGGCGUAGAAACAGUGUUGGCAAUAGCAAUUAUCUAAGUAAGCAAACGUUAGCACAACUUAAUAAUGAAUAUGCAGGUCUCCGCAAACGAGGUGGACCAGGAAGUGCAAAAUCAGUAGGUUCAAACAGGUCUAACAGGUCGAAUGCAAGUAAAAGAUCAACACAGUCUCGAGGACGAGGGAGAGGGAGAGGUGGUAAUCGCGGAGUUGGCAGAAAGUUUGUAAACAAACAAAUUCUCAACCCAAAGUUACAGCAAGAAAUUGCUGCUAUUCAAGGUAAAAAUUAUGGAAGUAAUACAAGUGAAGCUCCUGCAGGUGUAAAUUUCACACCUACUCCUGCUACAACGCAACAACCAUUACAUCAGAGAUUUGCUAUGGCUUGAAGUGGAAUUAAAUCUAUUAAGCUUGAAUUUUCAGUUAUAACGUAAAAUAAUAUUCUGACAUCUGUAAUGUUUUUGUUUUGUACUAAAGAUGUGUAAACUAAGUAAUAAGUACAAGAUUUUUUGUAUUAAAUAUUAACUACAUUUAAGCUGUUAAGCUAAAUAUCUAGGUCCUUCAUAGCUAACAGCUUAAAAAUUUAUUAAGGGAUAUGUAAGUAAAAUAACAGCUUGUAACUCACUUAAUAUAGAUUUAGUUUUUAUCUUUACCAUGCAAAAAUUUAAUUUGUUAUAGACAUUGCAAUAUGCUGUGACCUUUAAAUAUAACUGUAAAUGAAUGCUUAUUCUUUUUGUCUUAAAUUUAUACAUAUUAAGUUCUUAUGACAGUCUAUGUUGAAAACGCCUUAAGUUGAUAGAUUAUUGUUUUGUUAAGACUUUUUUAUAGAGUGAAAUAAAAACUAAGAAUAAAUAAA
Pieris napi is the source of this 1788-nucleotide messenger RNA. RefSeq lists its product as uncharacterized. The record is from RefSeq and is a predicted model, not a curated record. Bases 188 to 1321 code for a protein of 377 amino acids. Lineage: Eukaryota; Metazoa; Arthropoda; Insecta; Lepidoptera; Pieridae. The transcript has 3 exons.